ACACAGAGGGAUGUGCUAUAUUUUAGAGGGGCUAAGAUGAUAAUGUGAAGAACCAUGUGACUAUACGACGUCGGUUUCGGUUAGCCCAUACUAAACUACGACGGUGUGAUCAUAAACUCUUUAUUCUUGUUCAGUUGUUGAGGGUUCUGCAACGGAAAUGGCGUCAUCGAGUGGGGUAACGGAGAGAAGGGGAAUACCAGGAGCAUCAUUUGUAGAAGAUGUUCAGUCUUACCUCAAUCAGUCUUCUCUUGAUGUCAACUCUGCUCUUUCCUUUCUCCAAGAAAGACUUCAGCAGUACAGAGUGGUUGAAAUGAAACUUCUAGCUCAGCAGAGGGAUCUUCAGGCAAAGAUUCCUGAUAUAGAGAAAUGCUUGGCCAUAGUUGCUACUUUGCAAGCUAAGAAGGACAGUGGUGAGGCACUCAUUGCUGAUUUUGAAGUGUCAGAAGGGAUUUAUUCUCGGGCAAGAAUUGAAGAGUCUGAUUCGGUGUGUCUAUGGCUUGGGGCAAAUGUCAUGCUGGAGUAUUCAUGUGAAGAGGCUACGACCCUCCUUAAGAAAAACUUGGAAAAUGCAAAAGCCAGCUUAGAAGUUCUUGUCACCGAUCUACAAUUUUUGAGGGAUCAAGUGACAAUCACUCAGGUCACGAUUGCUCGAGUAUACAACUGGGACGUGCAUCAACGUAAAGUUCGACAAGCUGCCAGUCCAAAAGAAUCAUGAGAAACAUCCGUGUUGAUGAUUGAUAUUAAAGAGGCAUGGUACUCACUUUUGCUGCAAGGAGUACUAGUCAGAUCUUUGUUGUUCAUCGUUUUAGGUUGCUUCUUGGACUCUCCUCUAGCAGGGAUCCUGGAUUAUUAUUUUAGACUAUCAAUUUUGGGCUUGUAGCAAUUUUGUAAGAAAACAAAUAUUUGUUGGUGAGGUCGUGUAUGUACUAGUUGGCUAGGAUCAUAAGUAUAAUGAUACAAUUCUUGCAAAGAUUGUCAAAUUGUGGUA
This is a messenger RNA of Lycium ferocissimum, 988 nucleotides long. Its product is annotated as prefoldin subunit 3-like. Gene Ontology annotation, biological process: tubulin complex assembly; protein folding; microtubule-based process. The transcript is spliced from 6 exons. Gene Ontology annotation, cellular component: prefoldin complex; cytoplasm. NCBI's taxonomy places the organism in Eukaryota, Viridiplantae, Streptophyta, Magnoliopsida, Solanales, Solanaceae. Gene Ontology annotation, molecular function: tubulin binding. The coding region runs from base 158 to 715 and encodes 185 amino acids. The record is from RefSeq and is a predicted model, not a curated record.